GUACAUUUAGAGAGAAAAUGGCCUCAAUUACAGCUUUCCUUUUGUUCUGCACUCUUUUUCAGUUGCUCAUUGCAACAGACACGCGUCCCUGCGUCUUUCCAUUUAUUUACAAUGGGAAACUCUACCAUUCUUGCACCAACGACCAUAGCUGGAGGGGCCUAUGGUGUGCCACAACUGCAAACUAUGAUACAUCUCCUCAAUGGAAACAUUGUUCCUAUAAUGAAUAUGGAGGUAAUUCUCAUGGACAAUCUUGUGUAUUCCCCUUUAAGUACAAAGGCUAUAUAUUUUACUCUUGCAUCAAUGAAGAUAAUAAAAAGGGAAACUUCUGGUGUGCAACAACCAGGAAUUAUGAUAAGGAUAAGCAAUGGAGCUACUGCGCUGAUACAAACACGCGUCCCUGCGUCUUUCCAUUUAUUUACAAUGGGAAACUCUACCAUUCUUGCACCAACGACCAUAGCUGGAGGGGCCUAUGGUGUGCCACAACUGCAAACUAUGAUACAUCUCCUCAAUGGAAACAUUGUUCCUAUAAAGAAUAUGGAGGUAAUUCUCAUGGACAAUCUUGUGUAUUCCCCUUUAAGUACAAAGGCUAUAUAUUUUACUCUUGCAUCAAUGAAGAUAAUAAAAAGGGAAACUUCUGGUGUGCAACAACCAGGAAUUAUGAUAAGGAUAAGCAAUGGAGCUACUGCGCUGAUACAAUCAAAUGA
Messenger RNA from Pantherophis guttatus, 704 nucleotides. The record is from RefSeq and is a predicted model, not a curated record. Lineage: Eukaryota; Metazoa; Chordata; Lepidosauria; Squamata; Colubridae.